Linum tenue is the source of this 210-nucleotide messenger RNA. Lineage: Eukaryota; Viridiplantae; Streptophyta; Magnoliopsida; Malpighiales; Linaceae. The record is from the annotation of a GenBank genome assembly.
CAAUUACGGGAAAAGGGGAGGAAUCAGAAGGCCCGACGAAGGCACGAAGCUCGACUUCCUCUUCCCCAAUCGCUGGCGACGAAGCUUGUCUUCGUCUUCCCCAGUAUUCACCGCCGCUCUAGCUUCCGAGCUCCUCAAAGUCGAGUAGCAGGUGCAGAGCAGCCGACCACCAGCAGCCCGCCUAGUGAAGUCGAUCAGCAACAGAUAGGG